Plasmodium yoelii is the source of this 1935-nucleotide messenger RNA. Its product is annotated as lysine--tRNA ligase, putative. Gene Ontology annotation, molecular function: tRNA binding; lysine-tRNA ligase activity; ATP binding. Gene Ontology annotation, biological process: lysyl-tRNA aminoacylation. Lineage: Eukaryota; Apicomplexa; Aconoidasida; Haemosporida; Plasmodiidae. Gene Ontology annotation, cellular component: cytosol; cytoplasm. The transcript has a single exon. Bases 1 to 1935 code for a protein of 644 amino acids. The record is from RefSeq and is a predicted model, not a curated record.
AUGCAAAAAAGAAACAAGUUUCUAGCAAUAUUGUUAAUAUCACUCUUUUCAGGUCUGUGUAAAUAUGUAAUAUGUUUUAAAUAUAAAAGUAAUGGAUUAUUGAAAGAACAAUAUUAUAUGCCACAACGAAAAAAUAAUAUAUAUAAAAUCAGCAAAAAGGAAAAACCUUUUAUUUUAUACAAUUAUGGAAAAGAAUAUUUUGAAAGAAUAAAAAAGCUAAAUGUUCUUUCUCGAAAUUUGAAUAUUGAUUCAUACCCAUCAACAUUUAUUAAAAGAACUAUAAAAAUUGAUAAAUUAAAAAAAAAAUACGAACAUUUAAAAAAUGGAGAACAUUAUAUUGAUCAAGUCUAUGUUGUUUAUGGGCGAGUAAUGGCCAAACGAAAUAAUGGAAUGUUUUUAAAUAUACAAGAUGAUGUAGGAAUGAUACAAAUAUAUUUAGAUAACAAUAUUAUGCUAAAUCAAACUAAUAUAUCAACCCAAGAUAAGAACCUUUUAAAUAACCCUAAACAGAACCAAAUGGAAAAAUCAUAUUGUGAAGAAAAUUUACAGAAUUAUUUAGACCAAUCUGACGAUAGUAAAAGUAAUGAAAAUCCACAUAAUGAAGAAUUGGAUGAAUACAAAAAUACCCAAGAAAUAUCUGCUAGAAAAAUUAUAGAAGUUGGAGAUUUCGUAGCAGUAAAGGGAUAUAUAAGAAAAUCAUUAAGAGGGGAACUGACAUUACAUACAAAAAAUAUAUAUAUAUUAACAAAAGCUUUAUUACCUUUACCUGAUAAGCAUAAAGGAAUGAAAGAUAUUGAAUAUAAAUAUCGAAAAAGAUAUCUUGACUUUUUAACAAAUAAUGAACAAAAAGAAAAAAUUAUAACACGAUUUAAUAUAAUUCAAGAAGUAAGACGAUUUUUAUUAAAAAAAAAAUACCUAGAAGUUGACACACCAAUGUUACAAUUAGUAGCAGGUGGAGCAUCAGCUAAACCAUUUGAAACACAUUUAAAAUCUUUAGAUUUAGUUUUAUAUUUGCGAAUAGCUCCUGAGUUGUUUUUGAAAAAAUUAAUUAUAAGUGGCAUAUCAGAAAAAAUAUUUGAAUUAAGUAAAUGCUUUCGUAAUGAAGGUUUAAGUACUAUACACAACCCUGAAUUUACCAUGCUCGAAAUUUAUAAAUCUUAUGCUAAUUAUAAAUAUAUGAUGAAAUUUACAAAGAAAUUAAUAAAAAAUGUUGCCAAAAAAUUUUCCAUAUCAUCACCAUAUAGUUCUAUUCUUCAAAAUAAAUGGGAAAAAAAAUCAUUUAUUAAAAUUAUAAAGGAAUAUACUUCAAUAAAUUUUCUUAAACUUUCUUUUGAUCAAGCUUAUGAAAAAGCGAAAGAUUUAAAUAUCACAUUUGAUCAAGAAAAAAGUGCAUUAAAUUGGGGAUUAGUAGUUGAAGAAGUUUUUAAAAAAAAAAUCGAACCAUUUUUACCUAACCAUCCUAUACAUAUUUAUCAUUUACCUUCUGAAACAUCACCUUUAUCAAAAACCUUAAAUAAAAAUAAAAAAUUAUCAGAAAGAUUUGAAACUUAUAUAGGGAAAAUGGAAAUAGCUAAUGGAUACUCAGAAGAAGCUAACACUUUAAUUCAGGAAAAAAAAUUCUGGUUACAACGUUAUUUAAAAAAUAAAAAUUGCAAUAAACAAAAAAGUAAUUUCAUUUCAAAUAAGGAUAAUUAUCAAAAUGAAACAAAUGAUGAAAAUAAUCCUUCUAAAGAUAUUGAUAUUAAAAAAAAAUAUAUAUUCAAGCAUACAAAAAAUGAAAAUCACGAAAUUGAUUAUGAUUACAUAACAGCCUUAGCUCAUGGUUUACCUCCAACUGGGGGAUUGGGCAUAGGAAUUGAUCGACUAUGUAUGUUGCUCACUAACUCUAGUUCCAUAAAAAAUAUUUUGCCAUUUCCUAUAAUAAAACCUAAUUGA